AGGGGGUGGGGUGGGGGUAUCAUCUCCCCGGGGAGCACUAUAGGGCGUACCGCGCGCCUAUCUCCACAGUUGAGGGGCGUAACAUCGUGUCGGGCUCAGUUUACUCGUUUACUGUAAGGCCGCCGCCACGCAGCACACCACCAUCACAACAUGCAGUCAUGGGCGCUUAUUCUCCUCUUCGCCACUGCGACAAUAAGUGCUGCGAAUUGCCCGUCCGGUACUACAGUGGCGAGGAAUGGGAAAGCGAGGCUUCACACAGACCUUCUCUGUGGAUACGAUACCAAAAUCCAGCCGGAAAGGACAAUGAACAUCUCCAUGGACAUGUACGUCCGAAGUGCUACUGUGGUUCACCGUACUCUUGAAAUGAAAGUGUUGUUGCACUUGAGGUGGAAAGACAAAUUUCUCGCGUGGGACCCAUUGGCGUACGAUGGCAUCAAGGAAAUUCAGCUCAAUUCUGAUAAAAUAUGGACUCCAGCGCUGGCCGUCAUCUCCACUCUCCCGUGGAUAAGGGAGGACGGCGAGGCCCAGAAGGAACUGUGGCCCGCGGUGUGUCGGGUCUCGUCCGACGGCCUCGUUGUGUGCAGCGGCGCCCCGGACGUCGGCGGCACCUGCGCCGUCUCGUUUGUCCACUGGCCGCACGUCCAGGCCUUGUGCGCCACCUUCAUCGGCUCCGACGCCCGCACCAUCAAGAACAUCAUGCUAAACUACAAUGGUUUGUCGAAGAAUGAGCUAAGUAUGUAUGUGCCAGGCAACGACUGGGUGAUCACGAGUUGUGACCGAGAACUGUAUUACGAAGAAGAUUCAGCAAAUUUUCUCUAUAGGGUUGCCCUCCACUCUCGAGGGACUGUGCUUGUAACAGGUCUUUUAGGCCCAGCAAUAGCUUUGAGUUUUGUACUGCUUGGGACCUUUAUGCUGCCACCCACCAGCUAUGUAAGGCUUGGAUUGUGUUGCUGUGGCAUUUUUGGCACAGUACUGGCAUCAACCUUGUUAUUUGAAUCUCUACCGGAGUAUGAUGGGCCAGAUCCUGUCCUGGCAAAAUUUUAUUCAGGUUUGCUGCUAUUAUCUGCCACUGCCACAAUUAUGACACUACUUCUUAACAUUGUGGUUCCACUCAAAAGCAAACCACCAGUUGCACCUCGUUGGCUGUACUCUUUCCAAACAUGGCUAAUGAGAUCCGUAACUGGCAAAAUAUGGCUAAAAAUAUUAUUUAUGGUUCCACUACAAAUGAAUUUUUGUCACGAAAUUGAGCUGAUGCCUACAUUGCACAUGCAGACAGACAACUUGGCUGACCGAGUCAACAACGGACUAGACAAUCAAGAAAAUCUUCAGCAGUCUGAUGAUAGUUCACAGCUUCAUGAAAAACCAGCUCCCCUAAACUUAGGUCCACAAAGAAUUUGGGAGUUCUUUGCAUCUUUCACAAAUCGAUGUAUGUUCUUAAUCUAUCUCUUAUCAUGCCUGACACUUUGUUUGCACCUUGGCUACAGCUUGGCAGUUUAUUGGGACAUAGAUAUGGAAGAAUUUUGGUAAAAUCG
Molecule: messenger RNA, 1532 nt
Organism: Frankliniella occidentalis (western flower thrips)
Lineage: Eukaryota; Metazoa; Arthropoda; Insecta; Thysanoptera; Thripidae
Product: acetylcholine receptor subunit alpha-L1
Exons: 9
Coding region: 151-1527 (458 amino acids)
Biological process (GO): signal transduction; nervous system process; monoatomic ion transmembrane transport
Cellular component (GO): membrane; neuron projection; synapse
Molecular function (GO): extracellular ligand-gated monoatomic ion channel activity; transmembrane signaling receptor activity; neurotransmitter receptor activity
Source: RefSeq, a predicted model, not a curated record